This is a messenger RNA of Sardina pilchardus (European sardine), 585 nucleotides long. It is a transcript of the gene shisa8b, whose product is annotated as shisa family member 8b. Gene Ontology annotation, biological process: regulation of AMPA receptor activity; regulation of short-term neuronal synaptic plasticity. Lineage: Eukaryota; Metazoa; Chordata; Actinopteri; Clupeiformes; Clupeidae. The coding region runs from base 1 to 585 and encodes 194 amino acids. Gene Ontology annotation, cellular component: postsynaptic density; postsynaptic membrane; dendritic spine membrane. The transcript has a single exon. The record is from RefSeq and is a predicted model, not a curated record.
AUGUCUGACUCUGUUCUGCUGCGAGUUCUCCUCAUGUCACUGCUCGUGUGUCGCUCCCUGGCCCAGGAGGACGCCACCACCACCGACCUGGACAUGACCACCGCCAAUCAAACGGAGGCGACCACCUCCUUCACCCCGGCGACCUCUGAGACGGUGGAGGACACCCUCCUCCUGACCCUAACCACCCCGUCCAUGGUGGAGGUGGAGGAGGAAACGGUCUCGUCGACGGGCAUGCGCUGCCAGGGCUACUACGACGUGAUGGGCCAGUGGGACCCGCCGUUCAACUGCACGGCGGGCGUAUUCCUCUACUGCUGCGGCACCUGCUUCUACCGCUUCUGCUGCCAGUUCCGCCAGCAGCGGCUCGACCAGACGUCCUGCUCCAACUACGACACGCCGCUCUGGGCCAACACGGGCAAGCCCGUGGUCACCGUCACCGACCAGGCCGACGUGGAGCGCGACCGCACGCACAUGAUCGUCUACAUCAUCUGCGGCGUGGUGGCCAUCAUGGUGCUGGUGGGCAUCUUCACCAAGCUGGGCCUGGAGAGGAGCCGAGGAGGGCAGAACGACCUGAGCAACAGCAGGUGA